AAGGUUGCUAGGCCAAGCAGCAGAAGCCUGAAUUGCCAUGGCACGGCGUAGCUCCUUCAGCGAGAGAGAGAAUCCAGAAGGCGGCUGCCAUAGUGGAAUUUUACUGUCCAGAGAGAGGCUUUCUUCCGCCGAACUUCUCCAGUUUGACCGGCGACCAAAUGCCCCACCGGUGUGGCCAGCUGUCCUCACAAGCUUCUUGCACAGUGUGAGUCUCGGUGCUGCAAUGAUGACCUGGCUAGAGGUUUGCAAAGAGGUAGUGGGUUCCGGAGGAGGGAAAGAGGAUACUGAAGCACAGACCUACUAUGGACGACUGCUCGCAGUGAAUGGAGUUUGUGAGCUCGUUACCAGCCAGCUUGUGGGAGUAGCAAGCGACAAAUACGGCAGACGCAGUGUUCAGAUCGCAGCACAAUUGGGACAGGUCGUCGAUUACCUUAUGGCAGCACUUUGUCUACCUCCUUCAUUUGGCUACUUGCCGCAAGUUCAACGAGUGAUGGCAUGGACCGGGCUGUUCGCCUCUCGGGGAGUAGCUGGACUGCUUGGAAACUACAAGGUGACUUUACAGUCAUACACAUCGGAUAUUUCUGGAGCAGAAGAAUGCCCCCAGCGCAUGUCAUAUCUUGGAGCGGCCAUGGUGGUUGGCAUGUGCAUGGGCAGCAUGGUCGUUGCCAUUGUGGAGAAGAUGCAGCUAUCAUUCAGGGCUUGCUUUUUGACGGCAACCUGCAUGAAUGCUAUGAUUAUUGUACUGGUUUUCGUGAAGUGGCGGGACAUCGCACCCAGAAAGAACUUUACAUGCAGGGAGACCAACCCUUUUGUUGGUUUGCAUGUCUUGCGAAUCAACCAGGCUAUGGUGAUGUACUCGACCCUUGUUUUCUUGAGCGCCUUCUCGUUGAACAUGUACACUAGCACAUUGAAUUUCUACUGCGAAAAACUUCUCAAGAUGCCAAAGUCUACGUUCAUAGCGCUUGGCACAAUGUGGGCUAUGGAGUCCUUCAUCCUUCUGGGCUUUGUGCAGCCCAUGUUGAUACGUCAAUUUGGUGAGAUUGGGACUUUGCAGCUGUCCUUUGCCUCAAUGAUCGCUUUCUAUUUGCUUUUCUCCAUGCUGACACCAGAUAUCAACGCCUGGGCCUUCAUCAUUAUGAUUCUUUUCGCAGUUGGCUCAAUGGCCUAUCCUUUAGCAGUUGGGCUGGCAACUCGAGAGUUGUCAUCAGAUCAGCAGGGCUUAUUGCAGGGGGCUGUUUCCAUCCUGGAAACUCUUGCAAAGAUCGUAGCACCAUUGGUAGCCUCAGAUGUCAUCAUCCCAAGAUUCAACAAGCCCGAUCAGUUCUUUGGAAUGGUCUAUUUCGUUGCUGGAUUGCUGCUGUUGCCUAGCCUUGCAUGCUGCCAUAAAUUACAUUCUUUGACCGGCAGGAUUGAUCCUGAUAAGGCUGUAAUGCUUGAGAUGCACUGAAGGCUAAAAUGCCUAUAUUCAAAGCUUAUAAGGUGAAAAAAAGGCUUGUGUGAGAUUCGUGACUAUUGGUGAUGGUCAGGAUUCUUGCAGAACUCUG
Molecule: messenger RNA, 1544 nt
Organism: Durusdinium trenchii
Lineage: Eukaryota; Dinophyceae; Suessiales; Symbiodiniaceae
Source: the annotation of a GenBank genome assembly